AUGUUUCGCACCGCUCUUCGCCCGUUUGCUUCAUCUCCAUGUCAUCGCACCAGAAGCGCGGCCGCGUAUACGGCGCGGUAUUUCCACCAAGUCACCGCAGAAUUCAUCAACUAUGACACGAGCGGAAAACUAGUCUCAAAGAAGGUCUCUGCUAUGAUGGGAGACCAGGGAGCAGCCUACAUCAUGGCUGACCCAGUAAUCGGCUUUGCGUUCCGUGCUGCCAGCCCCUUCGCGUCGCCUUCUGCUUCCGCCGCUAGUACCGAGUAUCGAGGAGUCACCAAUGUGAAAGAGCCGGCUUUGUGA
Molecule: messenger RNA, 303 nt
Organism: Aspergillus mulundensis
Lineage: Eukaryota; Fungi; Ascomycota; Eurotiomycetes; Eurotiales; Aspergillaceae
Exons: 1
Coding region: 1-303 (100 amino acids)
Source: RefSeq, a predicted model, not a curated record